AUGAAGCGACUGGCGUUCCGCAAGUUGGGACGAUCAUCGUCUCACAGGAACCAUUUACUUCGUAACCUUGUCACCUCGCUUUUAACACAUGAGCGCAUUGUGACGACGGUAGCGAAGGCAAAAGAAGCCUCACGUAUGGCUGACAAGAUGAUCACGUUAGGCAAGCGUGGUACACCUACAGCACUGUCUAGUGCACAGUCGUAUUUGUUUAACCCUGCGAUCACCCUACCACGUUUGAACGAGAUGGCGAAGCGAUAUGCAGACCGUGCUGGUGGAUAUACCCGCGUUCAUUUGAUGGGUCACCGAAAGGGAGACAAUGCGCCGCGUGCUGUCUUAGAGUUGGUGGACAACCCUACGGAUGUGAAGCUCGAUAUGACGGCACGUACAAUGGCACGGGAAGCAUAUAUCUUGCUGCACAAGGCUCAUAAAAAUAUCGGAUGGGAGGCUCUGCAGUCUCUUAUUCAGGCACAGGCCUCGAUUCCCAUUGAGCAGGAUACACGAUUCCACGAUCUGACUCGUCGUAACAUUGCGAAGCUUAUUCGCUUCCGUGGCGACGAGGCACGAAAGGAACUUUCGACAAAGGCAGCACAAUACCUAGAGCGGAUGUGGGCUGAAAACACAUUGGAAGGCCCUCGCCGUCCUGAUACAGAGCGUUGGGAUGCUAUGGAGUUGGCACGCCCCAGCCGGGGACGCACAUUGACACGUCCUAUGAAGGGUAAUCGUGUCUAUGCCGGUGAGCUUCUGCCCGAGGUCGCGGCGAAGGUGGGUGAAGAGACAGAAGUGGCAAAGCCUAUUCGUCGCCGUGACCGUAGUAUGGCACCUACACGCAUUGUUCGCACGCAAAAGCCUAGUGUGGUACGACUUGCUAAAGGUGUCUUUGCUAAGCGCAAUGUUCGUGGUGUAGCACGGCCAAGCUCGUGA
Molecule: messenger RNA, 921 nt
Organism: Malassezia pachydermatis
Lineage: Eukaryota; Fungi; Basidiomycota; Malasseziomycetes; Malasseziales; Malasseziaceae
Product: ribosomal protein l17
Exons: 2
Coding region: 1-921 (306 amino acids)
Biological process (GO): translation
Cellular component (GO): mitochondrial large ribosomal subunit; ribosome
Molecular function (GO): structural constituent of ribosome
Source: RefSeq, a predicted model, not a curated record